CCGUAAGUUUAGCUGUCAGUUUCGAAAAUUACAAACACUAAACUACUCGUUUCUUCUCUGCUGGUCUGGACGUACUUCCGUUAGAUGCACACACCCGCGAGCGCGUAUACGUAUAAACAAAUGGCUCUCUUCGCCCUCCCGCCAUCGCCUCCCUAUUUUAGCCGGCCGACGCACGCGGCGAAGAACAAAGAUCAACGAUCGAGGGUAUCAAAUUAGAGGAAUAAUCACAAUAAUGGAUUUGGCGGAAACGGAAUCAGAAUAAUCACGGGCUGCCGAAUCGAUCCUUCCCUCGUUCAUCGUCGCCGUUGUUGCUCGCCGCGCCGGCCAUCUUCUCCAGCUCCGGCGGAAGAGAAGAUCGAGAGGUGAUCCCAUAAUAAAUAAAAGAUGGACGAUCUUUCCAAGGAGCAGAUCGCCGAGUUCCGGGAGGCCUUCAGCCUCUUCGACAAGGACGGCGAUGGGACGAUCACGACGGCGGAGCUGGGGACGGUGAUGAAGUCUUUGGGGCAGCACCCGACGGAGGCGGAGCUGCGGGACAUGGUGGAGGAGGUGGACGCGGACGGGAGCGGCGCCAUAGAUUUUGAGGAGUUUUUGAGCCUGGUGGCGCGGCAGAUGCGCGGGGAAGGGGACGCGGACGCCGAGGAGGAGCUCCGGGAGGCGUUCCGGGUGUUCGACAAGGACAGCAGCGGCGCCAUCUCCCUGGACGAGCUCCGCUCCGUCAUGAAGAACCUCGGCGAGAAGCUCUCCGAGGACGAGCUCAACGAGAUGCUCCACGAGGCCGACGUCGACGGCGACGGCCAGAUCAACUACAAGGAGUUCGCCAAGGUCAUGAUGGCCAAACGGCGGCAGAAUAUGGAAGAAGAGAGGGGCGGCGAUCAUCACGGGUCGGAUCACUCUCAUGGGGGCGGUUGCCCCUCAUGUACAAUCCUCUAAGAAAGAAAUUCUUGGGUUUCGCCUUUUUUUUACAUAAAUAUAGUCUUGUUUUAUGGCCAAAACAAGUGUGUACCAAGCAAUAAGCAAUGAAAUUCAAGAUACUUCUUCGGCUCUCGAUCGGUUUCUCUAUAAACUUGGUUAAACUUGAAGAAGGUUACAAAGA
Messenger RNA from Brachypodium distachyon (stiff brome), 1093 nucleotides. RefSeq names its product neo-calmodulin. Bases 385 to 930 code for a protein of 181 amino acids. NCBI's taxonomy places the organism in Eukaryota, Viridiplantae, Streptophyta, Magnoliopsida, Poales, Poaceae. Gene Ontology annotation, molecular function: enzyme regulator activity; calcium ion binding. The record is from RefSeq and is a predicted model, not a curated record. The transcript has 3 exons.